AUGAUGGUCAUUGGAACGAACGGAAAAAUUGAUUCUGUGCACAGCUCAUUUGGCAUUGUUACCAUCUUGACAGCAAUCCAGAACAAUGCUGGCGACCAAAGUGUUCAGGAGCAAGCUUUAAAAUCGCUUCGAAGCCUUGCAUUUUAUGAUGACACCAUUAGGGACUGUACCGGUAUACCCGAAGUUGGAGGCAUUGUUGCGAUUUUGACGGCGAUGGAGAAUCACUUGGACAACUCACAACUUCAGGAAGAAGCAAGGAUGUGGGACGCUCAAGAACUUGGCAAUCAACAGAAACAAUCGGCAAUUGAUAUCAUCCGGGGGUAUCAAAGCAAUUCUAGCAGCUAUGAAAAGCUUUCCGAGCAAUUGCGGAGUUCAGGAGCAAGGUUGUCUGGCCCUCUGGAAUUUGUCAUGCAGCGAUCAGAAUGA
Molecule: messenger RNA, 426 nt
Organism: Seminavis robusta
Lineage: Eukaryota; Bacillariophyta; Bacillariophyceae; Naviculales; Naviculaceae
Source: the annotation of a GenBank genome assembly